AUGUGUAGUCGAGCGACAGCGCGCAAAGACCUUCCUCAUACGGACCAAUUGCUCUCCUCAGACAUCAGCGCUUACAUCGAAGGCUUGAUGGAAGAAUGGCAUGUGCCGGGUCUUUCAGUGGCUGCUGUAGAUGGAGACAAGACGUUGGCCAAGGGCUACGGCUACGCCAUCCUCAACUCAACCCCCGCCACCCCGCACACGCUCUUCUACACCGGCAGCACCACCAAGUCCUUCACAGCCGCCGGCCUCUCCCUCCUCGUCGACAACUCCACCAGCCUCACCUGGACGACGCCCGUGUCCAGCGUGCUCGACGACUUCGUCCUCAGCGACGCGUGGGCGACGGCACACGUCACGCUCGAGGACGCACUGAGUCACCGGACGGGCUAUCCGCGCCACGACCUCGCGUCCUCGGCGACGACGGCGCGCGAGAUGGUGCGGAAUCUGCGGAAUCUGCCCAUGUCCGCGGAGCCGCGCGCGAGGUAUCAGUAUUGCAACAAGAUGUUUGGCGUGAUGGGGUACCUCAUCGAGACGCUUACCGGGCAGUGGCUGGGUGAUUUUCUGAGGGAGAGGCUGUGGGAGCCGAUGGGGAUGGGGGAGACGUACUUUUCGCUGAGGGAUGCGGGGGAGAGUGGGCUGGGGCUUGCGAAUGAGUAUGUUUACGAUCCUGUGCAGGGAAAGCAUUUGCAGGUGCCGCAUGAGCCGUUCUCUGCUGAAGAGGGAGCCGGGUCGAUUAUUUCGAAUGUGCUUGACUACGCCAAGUACCUCCGCAUCAUGAUGAAUGAGGACGCGCCGCUGUCCAAGGACGGUCACAGGGAAGUAAAAACGCCGAGGAGCUUCUCGUCCAUGUCAAAGCCUCCGUUCGUCGGGCCGGUGACGUACGCUUUUGGGUGGAACCAGGCGGUGUUUGAGGGUGAGAGGGCGUACUUUCACUCUGGGCAGGUCAACCAGUUUGUGUCAAUCAUGAUCAUGAUCCCGUCGAAGAAGUUCGCCGUUACGGCCAUGUCGAACACCGAAUCCCCUGCGAUAGAGCUGAUUGCUCAUCAUCUUUUGUGCGAGCACUUUGGCGUGCCGAAGGAGAAACGGCUUGACCUUAAUAAGCAGUACAAGUCGCAGAAAAAGUUGCAACAGAAAUAUCUCGAGAACUGCGGUGAUUAUAUCUACCCUUCAGUACCAGAGCCGCCUCUCCUCCCGACGCUACCCAUCUCCGACCACAUCGGCGAGUAUAGCGAUCCAGGAUAUGGAACAGUCCAGGUCGAUCUGCACUGCGAAGAUGCGGGACCUUCGUUUCUAGGUUACAACAGGGAAAUCAACGAGCAAUGCAAGCUUCGCGUGUUGAACGUUGCGGGCGUGGGCUGGGCGUUCAUGAAGCCGGUGCUGUAUCUCGAGCCCAAGUCUGGUAAUUACUGGGUCGGGCGUCUGUAUAUGGAGGCUGGAGAUGCCCAGAACGUCACGACUCCUUCUAUCUGUAUGAGGGCGGAGUUCAAGGUUGAUGUUACCGGUACGGUGACUGAGCUUGGACUGGAUCUCAGGCUGGAGAAUGUACUUGAGGGUACGCCGGCAGGCGAUGGGCCGCUCGUUUGGUUUAAGCGUGUCGAGGAUUAG
Messenger RNA from Colletotrichum chrysophilum, 1602 nucleotides. RefSeq lists its product as uncharacterized. The record is from RefSeq and is a predicted model, not a curated record. Bases 1 to 1602 code for a protein of 533 amino acids. The transcript is spliced from 4 exons. Lineage: Eukaryota; Fungi; Ascomycota; Sordariomycetes; Glomerellales; Glomerellaceae.